AUGGAGGCGCCAAACCAAGCGAAUGAUCCUGCCGCGCCGUCGGUAUCCGAGUCCGUGCCUGUACCUGUGCCUGUGCCACCUGCAACAGAUGCGCCAGCUGCUGCUGUCGAUGCUGUCGAUGCUGCCGAUGCUGUCAAAGGAGAAGCUGCCAAGGCUGAACAAGUUCAAUCACAGCCUCAACAACAGCCUCAACCUUCUCAAGAUACCCAGCAGAAGGAUGCACAAGCUUCGCUGCCCACACAGCAACCACCGCCGGCCGCACCCAAACAACAGAACUCCGCGCGACCGUCAGUCAUGGCACGAGACAGAUUCAACCACCAGUCGUUAGGCGCGUCUCUAAACUCGUCUGUGAAACAGGCUCGAGUUUUGCUCGUCGGCGCUGGGGGCAUCGGGUGUGAGUUGCUCAAGAACCUCGUCCUCACUGGCUUCUCGGAAGUCCACAUCGUCGAUCUCGAUACCAUCGACCUCUCGAACCUCAACAGACAAUUCCUUUUCCGACAGGAACACAUCAAGAAACCGAAAGCCCUGGUUGCCAUGGCCGCGGCGCAAAAAUUCAAUCCAAAUGUCAAAAUCGUCGCCCAUCACGCCAAUAUUAAAGACCACGCGUAUUCGGUCCCGUGGUUCAGAGGUUUCAAGAUUGUAUUUAAUGCACUGGAUAACCUGGAGGCUCGACGGCACGUCAACAAGAUGUGUCUUGCUGCAGAUGUGCCUCUGAUUGAAAGUGGCACCACUGGCUUCAACGGCCAAGUUCAGGUCAUCAAAAAGGGUGUAACGGCAUGCUACGAUUGCACAGUAAAGGAAACACCUAAAACUUUCCCCAUUUGCACGAUUCGAAGUACACCAAGCCAGCCUAUUCAUUGCAUCGUCUGGGGCAAAAGCUAUUUACUGAACGAAAUAUUCGGCGUUAGCGAGGACCAAACUGCGUUUGAUCAUUCCGAGGAUGCUGAGAAUGCCCAUGAAAUUGAAGAGCUCAAGAAGGAGUCGGAAGCUCUGGAAAAGAUCCGUGAUGCGGUCGGCACCGACACCUUUCCUCAGAUGCUCUUCGACAAAGUCUUUAACAGUGACAUUGAGCGGUUGAGAUCAGUAGAAGACAUGUGGAAAUCGCGCAGAAAACCGGAACCUCUCAAAUAUGAGACGGUUUUUACGCAAGCCACUGAUGCCAUCGCCUCGAAAGACGAAAUUCUCAGCGACGACCAGCGGGUGUGGACCCUCGAAGAGAAUCUUGUUGUGUUCAGAGAUAGCCUAGAUCGGUUGAGCAAGCGAAUGCUAGAGCUCAAGAAAAACAGCAAGGGCCAAUCUGGACCCGAGCCGGUAAUCAGCUUCGACAAGGACGACAUUGAUACGUUGGAUUUUGUGGCAUCAAGCGCCAACAUCAGAUCGACUAUUUUUGGCAUUGAUCGCAAGUCACGGUUCAACAUCAAGGAAAUGGCUGGUAACAUUAUUCCUGCCAUUGCGACCACAAACGCAAUUGUGGCGGGUCUUUGCGUCUUGGAAGCAUUCAAGGUCCUCAAGGGGGAUUACACACAAGCGAAAGAGAUAUUUCUGCAACCGUUUGCACCAACCAGGCUCCUCGGCUCAGAUAUUUCGAGGCAGCCGAAUCCAGACUGCCCUGUUUGUGGCGUCUUUAAUGCCGGCGUUCAGGUGGACCCUCACAAGGCAACUCUAAGUGAUGUCGUCGAGGAUAUAGUCAAGGCUCAGCUUGGAUUUGCGGAGAAGGAAUUUGUUCUCAACAACGAGGUUGGCAUCCUGUACGAUGCAGAUGAGACAGAGAAUCUGCCGAAAAAGCUGUCGGAUCUUGGCAUCAAAUCAGGCAGCUUCCUUACCGUAAUUGAUGAAGAUGACGAGGAACCUUUGGUAAAUGUUGUGCUUUAUAUUGAGAACCACGACUUCAAAGAGGGAGAGAAGCCGAUCAAGAUGGAACUCAGUGAGCGACCCGAGAUUCCUCGGAAACCCAAGAAGGCAGCGACUGCAACCAAUGGUGCGGCCAACGGAAUCCAGCAAAAUGGCAACCUCACAGCUUCGGACGCUGAGAACAAGGGUCUCAAGCGAGCCCAUCAAGGCGAUGAUGGGCAACCAACCAAAAAGGCGAGGUUAUCUGGUGCCACGGACGACGAUGUCGUCCUUGUGCAAGAUGAUGACGGUACUAUUGUCAUUUCCGACGACUGA
Pochonia chlamydosporia 170 is the source of this 2166-nucleotide messenger RNA. RefSeq names its product ubiquitin-activating enzyme E1-like protein. Gene Ontology annotation, cellular component: SUMO activating enzyme complex; cytoplasm. The record is from RefSeq and is a predicted model, not a curated record. Gene Ontology annotation, biological process: protein sumoylation. Gene Ontology annotation, molecular function: SUMO activating enzyme activity. The coding region runs from base 1 to 2166 and encodes 721 amino acids. The transcript is spliced from 8 exons. NCBI's taxonomy places the organism in Eukaryota, Fungi, Ascomycota, Sordariomycetes, Hypocreales, Clavicipitaceae.